Messenger RNA from Capronia epimyces CBS 606.96, 228 nucleotides. RefSeq lists its product as uncharacterized. The transcript has a single exon. NCBI's taxonomy places the organism in Eukaryota, Fungi, Ascomycota, Eurotiomycetes, Chaetothyriales, Herpotrichiellaceae. The record is from RefSeq and is a predicted model, not a curated record. Bases 1 to 228 code for a protein of 75 amino acids.
AUGACUUUCCAACCUGCGUUCGAGCAACGUGCUCUGGAGAAGCUGAAAGAGGAGUUCGGAGCCACUGUCAAACACCUCUUGAGGAUUCGAGCUGAUUGUGUCGCUUUUUACCAUAGGGAACUGGCAGCUGCAGACCUCGGCCCCAAUUUGAUCGAGAUUCCUGCGCAGACAAUCCAACCACCCAAAGCAAAGGCAGACGAACAAGCCAAAGCCCCACAGACCGGCUGA